AUGACGCGUCACAACAUCGACUGCCAGACGACACAGCCGCGCAAGAAGAGGCUGUAUGGCAGCGUCGAAAGCCUCGGCAACCGCCUGGCCCUGCUGGAGUCGCUGGUGAAAGGACUGCUGCCCGAUGCCGACGUGUCCAACCUCGAGGAGCUGCGCCAGCUGGGAAACUCGCUGGGCAUCGCCAUCCCGGACUCGCCGGGCGCUGAUGCGGGCGCUGAACAGGUCAACACACCGGGGACCGAGGGCGAAGAGCCGCUGUCGCUGCUUCCAGAUCAGCAGGGGCAGGUGCAGUUCAUCGGCCCGUCCAGCUCCUUCUCCUUCCAUCUGAAGCUGCGCGCGCUGUGUGGCCAGGAUCCCUUUCCCUCGUUCGUGCUGUUUGGCAAAAACGCCGCAGAGCAAGCCAACGCCGAACAAGAUGCCGACCCAGAACAACCGCUCGCCCCUACCGCCUCCUCCGUCUUCGAUCACAGCGACCUCCGACGCACGCCCGCCGACGAGGCUGCGACUUUGGAGGCCUUGAUGUCGGCCUAUUUUGAACACAUCAACCCGGACUUCCCUGUACUCUACGAGGCCUCAUUUCGGGAAGCAUACCAGGGAUGGCUGGCCAAGCCCGCAAAGGCCGAUUUAAGCUGGCAGUGUUGCUUUCUGUGCGUCCUAUUGCUCGCUCGCCGUGUCGCCCACGUUGUCGUGCCAGAGGAGCAGGAGAAGCUCUGGUGGAAGCGCAUUCAGACCUUGUUGCCUGUGGUGAUUUUCACCUCGAGCGUCACUGCCGUCCAGGCCAUCAUGCUAGCUGCCAUCCAUCUGCACAACACGAACCACCGCGACGCAUGCUGGAACCUCACCGGAACCGCGAUUCGCAUAGCAUUCGCAAUUGGCCUUCACCAGGACAAGGCUAGCACAUCUCAGGCCCCGCUUGCGAGAGAGCUGCGGAAGCGAUUGUGGUGGACCUUGUAUGCCUUCGAACAGAUGCAAGUCUCCUCCUACGACCGCCCUAGCGCCAUUGAACACCAUGUAUCCAAGAACAGUUGUCCAAAUGAGCACAUCUUGGGCGCAGCCGCAUACUCUCCACCCGAGUACUCACGGUGGUUUGAUCGCUUGAUUGUGCAUCUGAGUUCGGCGUGUCGCGCGCCCAAACACGCCAAGUCAAGCUCCACCGACGAGUCGUAUGCGGGUCCCCUAUCUCCUGCUGCAGGAGUGCUCAGGGAUCUUGAUCGUUGGAGGACCGAAUUGCCACAGCAUUUGCGUAUGGAAGCUGUCGAGACUACGGCGCCUGCUUUUCGCCGGCCUCUGCUCCUGCUGCAUGCUCUGUACCACUACACCACCACAGUGUUAUGUAGAGCUGCAUUACUUGCGCGAGCAACGAGCCUCUCCAAGGAAGAUAGAGAUUCUACCAACCUCGCCCUCAUAAGCAUGUCAGAUGCGUGCGCCGACUCUGGCCGCGCUCUAGCCAACAUACUACUGGAGCUCGACGCAAUCGGCCGCUUCAACGCCAUCAUCUGGUGGGACGUCUGGUACUCUCUAGCAUCCAGCUCCGUCCUCGUCCUAGACCUAGUCUGCCACCACAAACUCGAAGCCCUCGAAACCUCCAAAUCCCGCCUCUUGCUCCCCCAGCUCGCCCAACUCAUCCGCAAACACCUCCAAAACACAAAUGUCCCCGGCACCAUCGCGAAAUUCGGCUCCCUCGUCCCAGAGCUACACUCCAUGGCGGAAUUUAUGAUCGCCCCAGCAUCCCCCCAGCUAACCAAGGAAGUGCGCUCCAGCGUGUCUGACCCCGUGCCUACGGUUCAAACACAAACACAAGCUCUCCCCUCCCAGCCCCAGCCACAAGUCCCGCCCUUCGCCUACUCGCAUCCUAACACCAACAACGGCGCCUACGUCUUCGCAGACACGAUGAGUGGACGGUACUUCUCUCCCGCCGAUUACACAGGUGCGCCGUACGCGAAUACGAAAUUCGAUCGCAGCACGCAGAUGCAGUUUAUGGAUUUCACGGUGAAUAAUAUACAGGAUUGGAAUUGGGGGAUAUGGGGAAUUUGCUGGGUCCGGAGGGGGCGCAUGAGGGGCAGGUGGGGCAGGGGUAGAGCAGGGGAUGGCGCCUGGACCGCCGGGGAGUGCGCCGUAUAG
Messenger RNA from Didymosphaeria variabile, 2121 nucleotides. RefSeq lists its product as uncharacterized. Gene Ontology annotation, biological process: DNA-templated transcription. The coding region runs from base 1 to 2121 and encodes 706 amino acids. The transcript has 2 exons. Gene Ontology annotation, molecular function: DNA binding; zinc ion binding. The record is from RefSeq and is a predicted model, not a curated record. Lineage: Eukaryota; Fungi; Ascomycota; Dothideomycetes; Pleosporales; Didymosphaeriaceae.